AUGAGUGAAGAAAAUUUGAGUGAAGUUGCAGCUCCUCAAACAAAUACAUAUCCAGAUUAUUCUGAUUUACAUAACUCAAUACCUUCUCAUUUCAUUGGUAGAAAUACUUUAGAUGUUGCUGAAGAAGGUCCAGUUAAAAAUUUCGUUAGAGAACAUGGUGGUCAUACUGUUAUUCAAAAAGUUUUAAUUGCAAACAAUGGUAUUGCUGCUGUUAAAGAAAUUAGAUCUGUUAGAAAAUGGUCUUAUGAAACUUUUGGUAAUGAAAGAGCUAUUCAAUUCGUUGCAAUGGCUACCCCAGAAGAUUUAGAAGCUAAUUCUGAAUAUAUUAGAAUGGCUGAUCAAUAUGUUGAAGUCCCAGGUGGUACAAAUAAUAACAAUUAUGCAAAUGUUGAUUUAAUUGUUGAAAUUGCUGAAAGAACUGAUGUUGAUGCAGUUUGGGCUGGUUGGGGUCAUGCUUCAGAAAAUCCACAUUUACCAGAAAAUUUAGCUGCUUCUCCAAAGAAAAUCUUAUUCAUUGGUCCUCCAGGUUCUGCUAUGAGAUCUCUUGGUGAUAAAAUUUCUUCAACAAUUGUUGCUCAACAUGCUGAUGUUCCAUGUAUUCCUUGGUCUGGUACCGGUGUUAAAGAUGUUGAAUUAGAUGUCAGAACUAAUUUAGUUUCUGUUAAUGAUGAAACUUAUGCAAAAGGUUGUGUUAACAAUCCUCAAGAAGGUUUAGAAGCUGCAAAGAAAAUUGGUUUCCCAGUUAUGAUUAAAGCUUCAGAAGGUGGUGGUGGUAAAGGUAUUAGAAAAGUUGAAAAUGAAAAAGAUUUCGUUUCUUUAUACCAUCAAGCUGCCAAUGAAAUUCCAGGUUCUCCAAUUUUCAUUAUGAAAUUAGCUGGUAAUGCAAGACAUUUAGAAGUUCAAUUAUUAGCUGAUCAAUAUGGUAAAAAUAUUUCAUUAUUUGGUCGUGAUUGUUCUGUUCAAAGACGUCAUCAAAAAAUUAUUGAAGAAGCUCCAGUUACUGUUGCUAAAAGUGAUACUUUUAGUGAUAUGGAAAAAGCUGCAGUUAGAUUAGGUAAAUUAGUUGGUUAUGUUUCAGCUGGUACUGUUGAAUAUUUAUAUUCACAUUCAGAUGAUAAAUUUUACUUUUUAGAAUUGAAUCCAAGAUUACAAGUUGAACAUCCAACUACUGAAAUGGUUACUGGUGUUAAUUUACCUUCUGCUCAAUUACAAAUUGCUAUGGGUAUUCCAAUGCAUAGAAUUAGAGAUAUUAGAUUAUACUAUGGUGUUGAUCCUCAUACUUCAACUGAUAUUGAUUUCAAUUUUGAAAAUCAAGAAUCUUUAACUUCUCAAAGAAAGCCUGUUCCAAAAGGUCAUUGUACUGCUUGUCGUAUUACUUCAGAAGAUCCUGGUGAAGGUUUCAAACCAUCAGGUGGUUCUUUACAUGAUUUAAAUUUCAGAUCUUCUUCAAAUGUUUGGGGUUAUUUCUCUGUUAGUAAUCAAGGUGGUAUUCAUUCAUUUUCUGAUUCUCAAUUUGGUCAUAUUUUUGCAUUUGGUGAAAAUAGACAAGCUUCAAGAAAACAUAUGGUUGUUGCAUUAAAAGAAUUAUCUAUUAGAGGUGAUUUUAAAACAACUGUUGAAUAUUUAAUUAAAUUAUUGGAAACUUCAGAUUUUGAAGAUAAUACAAUCACCACUGGUUGGUUAGAUGAAUUAAUUUCCAAAAAAUUAACUGCUGAAAGACCAGAUCCAAAUAUUGCAGUUUUAUGUGGUGCUGUUACUAAAGCUCAUAUUAUUUCUGAAGAUGCAAGACAACAAUAUAUUGCUUCAUUGGAAAAAGGUCAAGUUUCUUCAAAAGAAUUAUUGAAAACUAUUUAUCCAAUUGAUUUCAUUUAUGAAGGUUAUAAAUAUAAAUUCACUGCUGCCAAAUCUGCAAAUGAAACUUAUACUUUAUUUAUCAAUGGUUCAAAAGUUGAAAUUGGUGCUAAACCAUUAUCUGAUGGUUCUUUAUUAGUUUCAUUAGGUGGUAAAUCUCAUACUGUUUAUUGGAAAGAACAAGUUGGUGCAACCAGAUUAUCUGUUGAUGCUAAAACUUGUUUAUUAGAAGUUGAAAAUGAUCCAACUCAAUUACGUACUCCAUCACCAGGUAAAUUAGUUAAAUAUUUGGUUGAAAAUGGUGAACAUGUUGAUGCUGGUCAACCAUAUGCUGAAGUUGAAGUUAUGAAGAUGCAAAUGCCUUUGAUUGCUCAAGAAAAUGGUAUUGUUCAAUUAGUUAAACAACCAGGUUCAAAUGUUUCAGCUGGUGAUAUCUUGGCUAUUUUAUCUUUAGAUGAUCCAUCAAAAGUUAAACAUGCUAAACCAUUUGAAGGUAUUAUGCCACAAUUUGGUGCACCAACUGUUAAAGGUUCUAAACCAGUUCAUAAAUUUAGAUCAUUAUUAUCAACUUUAGAACAUACUUUAGGUGGUUAUGAUAAUCAAGUUGUUAUGAAUGCAACUUUACAAAGUUUAAUUGAAAUUUUAAGAGAUCCUUCAUUACCAUAUUCUGAAUGGAAUUUCCAAAUUGCUGCAUUACAUUCAAGAUUACCACCAAAAUUAGAUUCUGAUUUAACUUCAUUAAUUUCAAGAUCUGAACAACGUAAAGCUCCAUUCCCAGCUAGACAAUUACAAAAAUUAUUGGAAAAAACUGCUUCAUCCCCAGAAGUUGAUGGUUUAUUUGGUCAAGUUAUUGCACCAUUAUUAGAUAUCACUCAACGUUAUCAAGAUGGUUUAUCAUCUCAUGAACAUUCAGUUUUUGCUAAUUUAUUAUUAGAAUAUUAUAAUGUUGAAAGUUUAUUCAGUGGUCAUAAUAAAAGAGAAGAAGAUGUUGUUUUAAAAUUACGUGAUGAAAAUAAAGCAGACUUAUCAAAAGUUGUUUCAAUUGUUUUAUCACAUUCAAGAGCUCCAUCUAAGAAUAACUUGAUCUUGGCCAUUUUGAAACAUUAUCAACCAUUAUGUCAACAAAAUUCUGAAGUUGCAGAUGCUUUACGUAACGUUUUGAAAAAAAUUGUUGAAUUAGAAUCAAGACCAACUGCUAAAGUUUCAUUAAAAGCUAGAGAAAUCUUGAUUCAAUGUGCUUUACCAUCAAUCAAAGAAAGAUCUGAUCAAUUAGAACAUAUCUUAAAAUCAUCAGUUACUCAAACUAGUUAUGGUGAAUUAAGUGGUGGUCAUCGUGAACCUCAAUUAGAAGUUUUAAAAGAUGUCAUUGAUUCUAAAUAUGUUGUUUUUGAUGUCUUGACUCAAUUUUUGGUUCAUCCAGAUCCAUUUGUUGCUUCUGCUGCCGCUGAAGUUUAUAUUCGUCGUGCUUAUCGUGCUUAUAACGUUAUUGGUAACUUGAAUUAUCAUACUACUAAUGGUUCACCAGCUGUUGAAUGGAAAUUCCAAUUGCCAUCUUUAUCAACUGCUGCUUUCAAUGCUAUUCCUCAAUCUAAGAACUUAUUAGGUAAAUCACCAAUGGGUAGAGCUGUUUCAGUUUCUGAUUUAACAUUUAUUUCAAAUGAUGAAUCUCAACCAUUAAGAACUGGUAUUUUGGUUCCAGCUCAUCAUUUAGAUGAUGUUGAAGAUGCUUUAGUUAGAGGUUUAGAAAAAGUUCCACGUCGUUCUUCAAGUGUUUCUGAUGCUUCAUCAAGAGGUCCUGCUCCUGAUAGAUCUGCUCCAAGUUCAAAUGCUGUCUUGGCUAAUGUUGCAAGUGUUGUUGUUGCUAAUGCUGAUGGUUUUGAAUCUGAAGAAGAAAUUUUAGAAAAAUUAAAUGAAAUCUUAACUGAUGCUAAAGAUGAAUUAGUUGCUACUUCAAUUCGUCGUAUUACUUUUAUCUUUGGUAGUACUGAUGGUUCUUAUCCAAAAUACUAUACUUUCAGAGGUCCAGAUUAUAAAGAAGAUGAAACAAUCCGUCAUAUUGAACCAGCUUUAGCUUUCCAAUUGGAAUUAGGAAGAUUAUCAAACUUCAAUAUUAAACCAGUCUUCACUGAUAACAGAAACUUACAUGUUUAUGAAGCUGUUGGUAAAAACUCUGCUGUUGAUAAGAGAUUCUUCACUAGAGGUAUUAUCAGAACUGGUCGUAUUAGAGAUGAUAUUACCAUCCAAGAAUAUUUAACUUCAGAAGCUAAUAGAUUAAUGUCUGAUAUUUUGGAUGCUUUAGAAGUUAUUGAUACUUCUAACUCUGAUUUAAAUCAUAUUUUCAUUAAUUUCUCUGCUGUUUUCAACGUUUUACCAGAAGAUGUUGAAGCUGCUUUUGGUGGUUUCUUAGAAAGAUUUGGUAGAAGAUUAUGGAGAUUACGUGUUGCAGCUGCAGAAAUUAGAAUUAUGUGUAAUGAUCCAAAGACUGGUGUUCCAUUCCCAUUAAGAGCCAUGAUUAACAAUGUUUCAGGUUAUGUUAUUAAAUCAGAAUUGUACAUUGAAGUUAAAAACAGUCAAGGUGAUUGGGUUUUCAAAUCUAUUGGUACUCCAGGUUCAAUGCAUUUAAGACCAAUUUCAACUCCAUAUCCUGCUAAAGAAUGGUUACAACCAAAACGUUAUAAAGCUCAUUUAAUGGGUACUACAUAUGUUUAUGAUUUCCCAGAAUUAUUCCGUCAAUCAACUUUAGCUCAAUGGAAAAAAUAUGCACCAGAUGCUAAAGUUCCAGAUGAUUUCUUCAAUGCUGUUGAAUUGAUUCUUGAUGAUAGUGAUGAAGUUACUGAAAUUUCUCGUGAACCAGGUGCAAAUAACAUUGGUAUGGUUGGUUUCAAAUUAAUUGUUAAAACACCAGAAUAUCCUCGUGGUCGUCAAAUCAUCAUUGUUGCUAAUGAUAUUACUUACAAGAUUGGUUCAUUUGGUCCACAAGAAGAUUAUUUCUUUAACAAGAUUACUGAAUUAGCUAGAAAAUUAGGUGUUCCAAGAAUUUACUUAUCAGCUAACUCUGGUGCUAGAAUUGGUGUUGCUGAAGAAUUAAUUCCAUUAUAUCAAGUUGCUUGGAAUGAACCAGGUAAACCUGAAAAAGGUUUCCAAUACUUAUACUUGACUCAAGAAGGUGCUGAUGAAUUAGCUAAGAAUGAACAAAGUAAAAAUGUCAUUACUGAAAGAAUUGUUGAAGAAGGUCAAGUUAGAUAUGUCAUUAAAGCUAUUAUUGGUGCUGAAGAUGGUUUAGGUGUUGAAUGUUUGAGAGGUUCUGGUUUAAUUGCAGGUGCCACUUCAAAAGCUUACAAGGAUAUUUUCACCAUUACUUUAGUCACCUGUAGAUCAGUUGGUAUUGGUGCUUAUUUGGUUAGAUUAGGUCAAAGAGCUAUUCAAGUUGAAGGUCAACCAAUUAUUUUAACUGGUGCUCCAGCUAUCAAUAAAUUAUUGGGUAGAGAAGUUUAUUCAUCUAAUUUACAAUUAGGUGGUACUCAAAUCAUGUACAGAAAUGGUGUUUCUCAUUUAACUGCUCCAGAUGAUUUAGCUGGUGUUCAACAAAUUAUGAAUUGGUUAUCAUAUGUUCCAGCUAAACGUAACAUGCCAGUUCCAAUUUUAGAAUCUGCUGAAGAUUCAUGGGAUAGAGAUGUUGAUUAUGCACCAAAAAGUGAUGAACCAUAUGAUGUUAGAUGGAUGAUUGAAGGUCGUUCACAUGAAGAUGGUUCUUUUGAAUCUGGUUUAUUUGAUAAGAACUCAUUCCAAGAAACUUUAUCAGGUUGGGCUAAAGGUGUUGUUGUUGGUAGAGGUCGUCUUGGUGGUAUUCCAUUUGGUGUUAUUGGUGUUGAAACUCAAAUGGUUGAAAAUUUAAUUCCAGCUGAUCCUGCUAAUCCUGCAUCAACUGAAGUUUUAGUUCAAGAAGCUGGUCAAGUUUGGUAUCCAAAUUCUGCUUUCAAAACUGCACAAGCCAUUAAUGAUUUCAACAAUGGUGAACAAUUACCAUUAAUGAUUUUAGCUAAUUGGAGAGGUUUCUCUGGUGGUCAACGUGAUAUGUAUAAUGAAGUUUUGAAAUAUGGUUCAUUUAUUGUUGAUGCAUUAGUUGAUUAUAAACAACCAAUUAUUACAUAUAUUCCACCAACUGGUGAAUUAAGAGGUGGUUCAUGGGUUGUUGUUGAUCCAACCAUUAAUGCUGAUAUGAUGGAAAUGUAUGCUGAUGUUGAAUCAAGAGCCGGUGUUUUAGAACCAGAAGGUAUGGUUGGUAUUAAAUACCGUAGAGAAAAAUUAUUAGCUACAAUGACCAGAUUAGAUAAAACUUAUGGUGAUUUAAAGAAAAAAUUAACUGAUCCAUCAUUAUCACAAGAAGAUCAUGUUAAAGUUUCAGCUGAAUUAGCUACACGUGAACGUGCAUUAUUACCAAUUUAUCAACAAAUUUCAGUUCAAUUUGCUGAUUUACAUGAUAGAUCAGGUCGUAUGGUUGCUAAAGGUACUAUUCGUAAAGAAUUAGAAUGGGUUAAUGCUCGUCGUUUCUUCUUCUGGAGAAUUCGUCGUCGUUUAAAUGAAGAAUAUUUAAUUAAACGUAUUGGUGAAGAAUUAAAACAAUCUACAAGAAUUGAAAAAGUUGCAAGAUUAAGAUCAUGGUAUCCAACUUCAAUUGAUUUUGAAGAUGAUAGAAGUGUUGCUACAUGGAUUGAAGAAAAUCAUGAACAAUUAGAUUUAUCUGUUAAACAAUUAAAAGAUGAAGCAUUUGCACAAAAUAUUGCUCAAUUAAUUAGAAGUAAUCAUGAUUCAGCUAUUAGUGGGUUAGCUGAAGUUAUUGGUUUACUUUCAACUGAAGAUAAAGAAAAGAUUUUAAAAAAUUUAAAAUAA
Messenger RNA from Hansenula ciferrii, 6741 nucleotides. It is a transcript of the gene ACC1, whose product is annotated as acetyl-CoA carboxylase ACC1. The record is from RefSeq and is a predicted model, not a curated record. Gene Ontology annotation, biological process: fatty acid biosynthetic process. The coding region runs from base 1 to 6741 and encodes 2246 amino acids. The transcript has a single exon. Gene Ontology annotation, molecular function: acetyl-CoA carboxylase activity; ATP binding; metal ion binding. Lineage: Eukaryota; Fungi; Ascomycota; Saccharomycetes; Phaffomycetales; Wickerhamomycetaceae.